This is a messenger RNA of Salmo salar (Atlantic salmon), 3306 nucleotides long. Its product is annotated as eukaryotic translation initiation factor 4B. The record is from RefSeq and is a predicted model, not a curated record. Gene Ontology annotation, molecular function: RNA binding. NCBI's taxonomy places the organism in Eukaryota, Metazoa, Chordata, Actinopteri, Salmoniformes, Salmonidae.
UAGCCUGCGUGGAGAUAUGUAUUCUUUGGCAUCGACAAUUUUUUUUAGGAAGGGAUGGAUUCACCGUUUGAAAUGCAUACUUUUUCCGGGUGUGUCGACAUUACAUGCUUUGUGUCAGGAGGCGCUGUAUGGCGGACGCUGCAGGGAGGGAGAGGGCAUGGAACCGUGUAAACAUCGCACUUUACAGGCAGCUAAGAAGAAGGGGAAUAAGAAGGUUAAGACCCUAUCCCUGACUAACUUCCUGGCAGACGACAAGGGGGGUAAUGCACCCCCAAGUUACCCCCCCACCAAGCCCACUAGCAGCUGGGCCGACGAGACCGAUGACCUAGACACAGAGGUAUCCACCUCCUGGCAUACAGAGGAGGAUAUGUACCGGGCACCAGCCAUCGACCGCUCCAUCCUGCCCACAGCACCCCGUUCAGCCCGGGAGCCAAACGUUGACCGCUCUCGUAUUCCUCGCGGUCCCCCUUACACUGCCUUCCUGGGCAACUUGCCCUACGACGUGACUGAAGACUCCAUCAAGGACUUCUUCAGGAGUGUGGGGAUCAGUGCAGUGCGUCUUCCUAGAGAACCCAGUAAUCCAGACAGGCUGAAGGGUUUUGGCUAUGCUGAGUUUGAUGAUGUGGAAUCCCUCCUGAGUGCCUUGAGUCUAAACGAAGAGAACUUGGGAAACAGAAGGAUCCGUGUGGACAUUGCAGAUCAGUCUAAUGACAAAGGGAGGGAUAAUCACUCCAUGGGGGCUCGGGACAGGGACCGAGGGGGAGACUUUGGCCCAGACAAGACAGACUCUGACUGGAGGGCUCCGCGGCCCAGUGGAGGAGAGAGUGACGACGCGCCGUCUCGAAGAGACGACACCUUUGGAGACCGGUCACGGGACCGCUAUGAGUCAGACAGGCCCAGAGGAGAUAACCGGUACGGAGGGGGCCAGGACAGGUACAGGGAUCGAUAUGAUGACAGGGAUCGCAGAGAUGACAGAGGAGGUAGUUUUGACUGUCGUGGUGGUGGUGGUGGUCGCAGGGCAUUUGGCACUGGUUACAGACGUGAUGAGGGAGGACAGGAUAGCUACCGGCAAGAUGGCUACCGACAGGAUAGCUACCGACGAGAUGACUACCGGGGUAGUGGGGAUUGCUAUGGUGACCGUGGUGGUGACCGAUACGAGAGACGGGAGGAAAGCCGUUGUGACCGAGGUGCUGUGGAGAGGCCCAAGUUGAUCCUGAAACCCCGUAGCCUACCUAAAGAGGUGGAGCAGAGCAGCGCCCCGUCUGCCCCCUCGGACAGGGCUGCCUCCAUCUUCGGUGGGGCCAGGCCAGUGGACACGGCUGCCAAGGAGAGAGAGGUGGAGGAGAGGCUGAAGAGGGAACAGGAAAAACUGCAGCGACAGCUAGAAGACAGAAUCCCAGACCGCAAGCCCAGAGAGAGGCACCCCAGCUGGCGCAGUGAGGACCAACCUGCAGGACGCUCUCGGACUGGCAGUGAGUCUUCCCAACCAGGCAGCCGUGGCCAAUCUGGCAGAGCCUCCAAGCGCAGGGAGAGCGAGCGCUCGGCGGACAGUGGGCGUGAAGAGGAGCCCUCCUCCCCUGUGAUCGAACCCUCCCCUCCCAGACAAGACAGCCCGCCCCUAAAGGUGGUGCUCGCUCCACCUCCCAAGGAGAACGCCUGGGCCAAGAGGACCACGCUUGUUGGGGGCUCCAGUGAGGGCAAGGCCCGGCCACCGUCUCCCCCAGCAAUGGCACACCCCACAGCUCACCAGCUUAGCUGAUGAUGAAGUGCCUCAGGCAGAUGAAGAAGUUAAGCAUUGAUUGCUGACAAACUGAAUGUAACUGCUAUAUUCAGGUUUUAGGGAUUUUCAAACGUUUCAAUUGAAAAACGGAUCUACUUUUUCCCCAAUUCUCUUCAGAGGUCGAUCGCAGCAAAUAGAUACAGUAUGCAGCCUUGAUAUAAUGGACGCAGACCCGUAUGACAAUAUGGAGGACAAUGCAUAGGGAGGGUGAAUGAACAAAGUGAAGAAGAUGGAAGAUGCAAAGAAUGAAGUCUGCCCAGCAACCUGGCUGGAGCAGCUCUACAGCUCUCUUCCUGCUAAGCUGCUUAAAGAGAAACCCACCCCACUGCUGGCUGGCUGCACCUUCAAGACUGGACCUAAACAUAGAGAAAUACUAGUCUGGGUACCAGUCUUUUUAGCUAACAUUCUACUUCUUGCCACUCCUGACAAUUUGCCAAAUCUUUGGCAAGGAGUUGUAUGUAAUAUAUCUUAACAGAGACAGCAACCAGGCUAGAGAAAUGCUGGAUGGGUUUUUAAUAAGGUUGAAUUUAAGUCAUUAUAUAAAAAAAAUUAAAAGGUGGGGUUGAGAAAUGUAUAGCUACGUGCGUCUUCACCACCCGCCAGUCUAGAUUCUGGACUAUGUAGGCUCUCUGAGCUCUAAACCUGGUUAUACUAAUGCUGGAACGCCUAUCUCAGAGGGACAGACCGGAGUUUUAAAUAAAAAGAAAAGACAGGAAAGUCCCCUGUUUUAGGGGGCUUUUGCUGACAUCCUGGAGUAUACUGUAGUCUGAGGGGAUCCUGAGGAGUGUGCUGUAGGGGGCUUUUGCUGACAUACAUGAACAAUUUUUUUUUACUAUGAGGGAUGUGAUGUUUGUGUUUCUCUGAUCAUCAUAUGUAGCAGUCAUUCACUGGAUUUUUUUCAGCCACUGCCCCAAUACACUGCCAAUGGCUUCCUGCUUCCUCUCCAGAAAGGAACCGCUUCCUUUCUUCCGCCUCAUCCGGACCUGCCUGAAAGUCAUCGCCUGGCAACCAUGUCAUGAAAAAAUGGUGUGAACUGUGUCCUAAACGUAUUGGAGGCAUGAUCUUCACUCACUCUUAUCCAUGGGCCAUGUGUUGACUGGAAUUUAAUGCAGAGGGUGUUUUAACAUUGUAUAUACUGUAUGUAACCCCACUAUCACAAGUGAAGAAGCACAUCUCAUUAAAUGUUUCUGGAUGUUUGUUUCUCUAUGUAACAUGCAUGGCUGUGGAACCACACUCAUGUGGUUCUUUAAGCCAUGGGAAUGUCGAGAUGCAUUUAAUCAACUCCAUAUGGGUAGGUCACAGAGUGGGAGAGAUUUCCCAAAUUGGAUGUAAGGAAUGUAUUUUAUGGUAUACCACUGCUAAAUUAUGCAGUUUUGAUUUUCUGAAUCUAACCCCUCACUUCACAGCUUAAAGCAUUAUUCACCCAUUUUUCAGUUUCUUCUGUUGAACUGGGCUAUAAGUUUCUCUGUCACAUUUUAGGUUAUCUUGUUCACUUCAAAUAGAUGAAAAUACAAUAUUUGACUAUU